This is a messenger RNA of Heterocephalus glaber (naked mole-rat), 936 nucleotides long. Its product is annotated as olfactory receptor 7G2. Lineage: Eukaryota; Metazoa; Chordata; Mammalia; Rodentia; Bathyergidae. Gene Ontology annotation, molecular function: olfactory receptor activity; G protein-coupled receptor activity. The record is from RefSeq and is a predicted model, not a curated record. Gene Ontology annotation, biological process: G protein-coupled receptor signaling pathway. Gene Ontology annotation, cellular component: membrane.
AUGGAGUUCAAAAACAAAACAGCAACAUUAGAAUUCAUACUUCUGGGAUUUACAAAUGAUCCACAACUGCAGCUCCUCAUCUUCAUCCUGUUCCUAGUUAUCUACCUGGUCACCAUCCUGGGAAACCUACUCAUCAUUCUGGCUGUCAGUUCUUACUCCCACCUCCACAUCACCAUGUACUUCUUCCUCUCCACCCUGUCCCUUCAUGACAUCUGUUUAAGCACAACCACUGUCCCACAUAUGCUGGUGAACAUCCAAACACAGGAUCAGAGCAUCACCUACACGGCCUGCCUUUCUUAGACUAGUGUGGCCUUGAUUUUGGUUGGUUUGGAAAAUUGUCUCCUUGCAGUAAUGGUCUAUGACCGCUAUGUGGCCAUUUGUCACCCCCUGAGGUACAAGGUCAAUCUGACCCCCUGCUUCUGUAUCCUGUUGGUUCUGCUCUCCUUGCUCAUUAGCACAGUGCAUGCCCUGCUCCACAUUCUGAUGGCACUGCAGCUGUCCUUCUGCACAGACCUGGAAAUCCCUCACUUAUUCUGUGAACUUGCUCAGGUCAUCAAGCUUACAUGUUCUGAUACCUUCACGAAUAACUUUUUAAUAUAUUUAGUAGCUAGUCUAUUUGGUGGUGUUUCUGUCUUUGGGAUUACUUUCUCUUAUAUCCAAAUUGUCUCCUCUAUUUUAAGUAUCUCUUCAGUGGGGGGAAGAUAUAAAGCUUUUUCCACCUGUGGGUCUCAUCUCUCAGUGGUGUCCUUGUUCUAUGGAACAGCUUAUACAGUGCACAUGAGUUCUACAGUUGCAGACUCUCCCAUUAAGAAUGCAGUGGUUUCAAUGAUGUAUAUUGUGGUCCCACAAAUGCUGAACCCAUUUAUCUACAGUUUGAGGAACAGAGAAAUGAAAGUUGCUUUGAAGAAGCUCAUCACAUGAAUACCUGUUCUCUAA